CCUGGCUCUCUCCGCCAUGUUAGAUUCACCCAGCUGGGGACUAGAAGCAGAACUGAGAGUGAACGGUCUGGACGGUGGCCCUUGAAGCAGGCGCCCCCCGGGGGCGGGAAACUGCCCCACAGCAUGGAACCACAGGUUACUCUAAAUAUAACGAAAGGUUACUGUAUCCCACCUACCCAAUCAGCUCUAGCUGCACAUCAUGGAACUGCUGGUUACUCUAAAAAUAAAACUCAAAGCUUUCUGGUAUCUGACCCAGAAAUUACAACUUGGGCUGAUGUUGAAGCUAUGGUAAAAGUUUCAUUUGAUCUGAACACUAUUCAAAUAAAAUACCUGGAUGAGGAAAAUGAAGAGGUUUCCAUCAAUAGUCAAGGAGAAUAUGAAGAAGCACUUAAGAUGGCAGUGAAACAGGGAAACCAGCUACAGAUGCAAGUCCAUGAAGGCUACCAUGUUGUUGAUAAAGCCCUACCUCCAGUUAUAACAGAAAAACGGCCAGUUUCAAGGACAGGAAAGAAGCCACUUGCCCAUUAUUCUUCACUAGUGAGAGUUUUGGGAUCAGACAUGAAGAGCCCAGAGGGGCCUGCAAAACAGCAGUUACCACUUGCUCCCAGUGAUGCAGAUCAACCUCACAACAAGCCCCCCAACUGGUUUACAAGCUAUCUGGAAACCUUUAGAGAGCAGGUAGUUAAAGAAACAGUUGAGAAACUUGAACAGAAAUUACAUGAGAAGCUUGUUCUCCAAAACCCAUCACUGGGCUCAUGUCCCUCAGAAGUCUCAAUACCAGUUUCAGAAGAAGCACUUUUCUUGCCAGAAAAUCAGUUCCAGUGGCAUAUUAGAUGCAGUAACUGCCAGACAAGGAUCAUUGGUGUGCGCUACCAGUGCAGUCUGUGCCCAUCCUACAAUAUCUGUGAAGAUUGUGAAUCAGGGCCCUAUACCCAUAACACUAACCACAUCCUGCUGAAGUUGCGGAGACCUGUGGCGGCUUCAUCUGAACUCUUCUCUCACUCAAAGUUCUCUGUUCCUCGUUUGCCUGCUGCUCUGGAACAAGCCAGACUCCAGAAGCAGGUUGACAAGAACUUUCUUAAGGCAGAAAAACAAAAAUUGAGAGCUGAGAAGAAACAGCGUAAAGCAGAGGUCAAGGAACUUAAAAAGCAGCUUAAACUCCACAGGAAGAUUCAUCUGUUGAAUUCGAUUCAUGGACUCCAGAGCCCGAAGAUUUCUUUGGGCCGGCCUGAGAACCUCCUGCAAUCUAACACCCUGAUUCUCCCUUUGCAGCCUUGUGCCCCAGUUAUGCCAACCCUCAGUGCAGCAUUUGUGGAUGAAAAUUUGCCUGAUGGAACACACCUGCAGCCAGGGACCAAGUUUAUCAAACACUGGAGGAUGAAAAACACAGGAAACGUAAAGUGGAGUGCAGACACAAAGCUCAAAUUAAUGUGGGGAAACCUAACUUUGGCUUCUACAGAAAAGAAGGACGUUUUGGUUCCUUGCCUGAAAGCCGGUCAUGUGGGAGUCGUGUCUGUGGAGUUCAUCGCCCCAACCUUGGAGGGAACAUAUACUUCCCAUUGGCGUCUUUCUCACAAAGGCCAGCAGUUUGGGCCUCGGGUCUGGUGCAGUAUCAUAGUGGAUCCCUUCCCUUCCACAGAGAUGCCUGAUGAUAUUGAAAAGAACAUCAUCAGCUCAGAGAAACUGGAUAAUCUCACCUGCCAGCACGAGGAAACUUUUCUCCUAAAUAAAGAAGAAAUUCAUCUUGAUGAUGCAACUGCACAGACAGAAGGGACAGGUACCUGUAUCCCACAGAAGACAAAAGCCAUUGCUAGAGAGAGGGAACUCUACAUCCCAUCUGUCGACCUUCUAACUGCCCAGGACCUUCUGUCCUUUGAGCUGUUGGAUAUAAAUAUUGUCCAGGAGUUGGAAAGAGUGCCCCAUAAUACCCCUGUAGAUAUGACUCCCUGCAUGUCUCCUCUGCCACAUGACAGUCCCUUGAUAGAGAAGCCAGGCUUGGGGCAGAUACAGGAAGAGAGUGAAGGAUCGGGAUUUAAAGCAGUUCCUGAUUCCACAGCAUCCAUAAAAGGGAGAGCAGAGAACAUUACUUCAGCAGAGGAAGCAGAAGAUGACCUUAGUGGGACUCAGUUUGUGUGUGAAACUGUAAUUCGAUCCCUUACAAUGGAUGCUGCCCCAGAUCAUAACCCACCGUGCAAACAGAAGUCCCUUCACAGGGCAGAAUCACAGCUACAUACAACAGAAGAGCAGCAGCCAGUUUUGCUGUCAGAAGUCUGCAGUAAGGAAUCCUCCCUGAAACCCACCUUGCCUGAAGAGGGACCACUUGGAGAUGACAGGGAAGAGAUUGUCCAUAUUGCUGAGGAAGAAGCCAUGGAGGAAGAUGAACUCAAUGAUGAAGUUCAGAGUCAGUCAUCUUCAUCUUCUGAGGAUUACAUUAUCAUCCUGCCAGAGUGCUUUGACACCAGCCGUCCACUAGGGGAUUCCAUGUACAGCUCUGCACUCUCACAACCAGGCCUGGAGAGAGGGACUGAAGGCGAGCUUGGGGUUGAGGCUGGGCAGGAACCAACUGAGGAUGGAGAAGGAUCAGCUCGAGAGGAGAACCGGCCUCAGGAGCAUAGCAUCAAUGACAUCCUCAUGACCUCACAGACUCUGGACACAGUGCCCCUAACCCCAGAGGUGAUAGGGCCUCCACCACAGCUGCCCAGGAACCCUCCCUGUGCACAGCAUCAUGAUUCCCCAGGAGUGGAUUUACCAGUUACCACACGGGAAGUAUCUUCAGUUCAGCUCAGAGGAGAGCCCAGAGGCUCAUCAGGACUUAUAAACAACAAACAGAAGAGCUAUGACCACUCAAGGCAACAUCAUCAUGGAAGCAGCAUUGCUGGAGGGUUGGUGAAAGGGGCUUUGUCUGUCGCUGCUUCUGCAUACAAAGCCCUGUUUGCUGGACCACCUAUCACUGCGCAGCCAGUAGUUUCUGAAGAACAGACAGCAGCCUUGAUGGCCCAUCUCUUUGAAAUGGGAUUCUGUGACAGGCAGCUGAACCUACAGCUGCUGAAGAAGCACAACUAUAACCUCCUCCACGUCGUGACCGAACUCCUUCAAGUUAGCAACAAUGACUGGUACAGCCAUCGCUACUGAAGAGUGACCUUGUAUUAAAUACCUUUGCCUGCUGCUGCUCAGAAAUGAUCUGUAUUCUGUUGUUGGGGUGUGGGUAGACGCCCUGGCUUAUUUUUUAAUAUGGUAAAUCUGUGUAGAGCCCAGCUCAGUUAUCAAGACAAAACCCCUACGUUACAGUAUUUUGGGAGCAAUCAAAGAACAGAAUUUAAAAUCUUGCUAUAGACACAGUGACUUAAGAAGAAGAUCAUUUUUCUAUUGAUUUGGGUAGAUUUCUUUCUCCAUUUUAGUGCAUUUUCAUGUAUAACUUGAACUGCUUUCUGGUUCUUUCUGCUUCGUUGAAUUUCUUUUUCUUUGGUUAAUGUGGAAUUUUAAAUGGGGAUCUCUGUUGUCAUAUUUUAAAAGAAAUUAACUCUGGAAGUUAUUUUCAAAAAUUUCAAUUAUCCUGCUUCCCAGCCUCUUAACUGUGUGGGAUUGAAGUGACACCCAGAUUUGGUAGGUAUAUUUGUUUCUCAGAGUCUUUGUCCAGAGAAACUCAUUUCCCUGCAAUAUUUAGUCAUUGGCAUUGUUGUUUUUCUAAAAUCCUUUCAAUGCAUAUAAUAUUCACUUUCUGUAUCUCUGUCCUUUUGUGAAAGGAGAGAAGAGAGUACUAGCCCACCAGCAUUUAUUAAGUAGUGUCUGUUGUAAUUUUACAUACUUUUUAUUUAAUGAGUGAAAUCUAAGUAGGUAGUAUGGAAUAUCUUGCUAAUCCUAUAGAGAAAAAAGAAACCCAUUAAAAGGAAAUGUAAAUUUAACACAGUCAGGACAGAUCUUAUUUACUGAGAAGAGGGGAGAAAUAGAA
Messenger RNA from Suncus etruscus (white-toothed pygmy shrew), 3949 nucleotides. RefSeq names its product NBR1 autophagy cargo receptor (gene NBR1). The transcript is spliced from 22 exons. The record is from RefSeq and is a predicted model, not a curated record. Gene Ontology annotation, cellular component: phagophore assembly site. Gene Ontology annotation, molecular function: ubiquitin binding; zinc ion binding. NCBI's taxonomy places the organism in Eukaryota, Metazoa, Chordata, Mammalia, Eulipotyphla, Soricidae. The coding region runs from base 124 to 3132 and encodes 1002 amino acids. Gene Ontology annotation, biological process: macroautophagy.